Molecule: messenger RNA, 5746 nt
Organism: Archocentrus centrarchus (flier cichlid)
Lineage: Eukaryota; Metazoa; Chordata; Actinopteri; Cichliformes; Cichlidae
Gene: rhobtb2a
Product: Rho related BTB domain containing 2a
Exons: 10
Coding region: 206-2371 (721 amino acids)
Biological process (GO): small GTPase-mediated signal transduction
Molecular function (GO): protein binding; GTP binding; GTPase activity
Source: RefSeq, a predicted model, not a curated record
GUGACGGUCAGGGCUGCAGCUCUGCAACGCACCGUUAGACUUCACAUCGGCGUCCGCCUUUCUAGCAAUGCAAUCGGGGUGGUCGCACUGAUCCAGAGAACCUUUUCUGAAACAUCUGCGGUCGGCCGGCUAUUUUUGAGCCUCGUUCACCUUCCCUUGAAGAUGAAGUUAAAUACGAGCUGCCGUCAGGUGCAACCCGCAUCCGAUGGAGCCCUGCUUUUUAUCUCGUUCAUCGAGCAACCCUAUGCAGCACUUCCUUAUGUUGCGGCCCCAGCUGACGGAUUCUGAUAUGGACUAUGAGAGACCAAACGUUGAAACUAUCAAGUGUGUGGUGGUAGGAGACAAUGCAGUUGGGAAGACCCGCCUCAUCUGUGCCCGGGCUUGCAAUGCCACCCUGACUCAGUACCAGUUGCUUGCUACACAUGUGCCCACAGUCUGGGCAAUUGACCAAUAUAGAGUAUGCCAAGAGGUUUUAGAGCGUUCAAGAGAUGUUGUGGAUGAUGUCAGCGUGUCCCUUAGGCUUUGGGAUACUUUUGGAGACCAUCAUAAGGACCGACGUUUUGCAUAUGGCAGGUCUGAUGUUGUGGUAUUGUGCUUCUCGAUCGCCAAUCCCAACUCUUUGUACCAUGUGAAGACUAUGUGGUACCCUGAGAUCAAACACUUCUGCCCCCGGGCUCCUGUCAUCUUGGUAGGAUGUCAGCUGGACCUGCGCUAUGCUGACCUGGAGGCUGUGAACAGGGCACGGAGGCCUUUAGCUAGACCAAUUAAAUCCAGUGAGAUUCUUCCUCCAGAAAGAGGCCGGGAGGUGGCCAAAGAGCUGGGAGUGCCAUAUUAUGAGACCAGUGUUGUCGCUCAGUUUGGAGUCAAGGACGUAUUUGACAAUGCUAUCCGAGCUGCGCUCAUUUCGCGUCGCCACCUGCAGUUUUGGAAAUCUCAUCUCAGAAAUGUCCAGCGGCCUCUCCUUCAGGCACCCUUCUUGCCACCAAAACCUCCCCCACCUAUAAUCACUGUGCCUCCUCCCCCUACCACCACAGAGGAGCAUCCAGCCGGUCUUCUCGAAGACCCACACUGUGCUGAUGUCAUCCUGGUCCUGCAGGAGCGACAGAAAAUCUUUGCACACAAGAUAUACCUGGCGACAUCCUCUUCAAAGUUCUAUGACCUCUUUAUUAUGGACAUGCAAAAUGAGGAGACUGAAAAGCCCCCUCGUGGUCCAAUCUCUGGGCGAGAGCUGCUGAUGCGUGCUGCUAGCUUUGAUGUUUGCGAGAGCAGCGAUGAUGGAGACAGGGCCAAUCUAAGGGCCUGCACUAGUGACGGGACCUUGAAAGACUCUGAGGGCAGCCGGCGGGGCAGACUACUCUCCACAUGGAGCCGAGCCUUUGUCAGCAUCCAGGAAGAGCUCGUGGAUGACCCUGUAACAUAUAGCCCCAGGCCCAUGACUGUAGUCCACAUGGACCAGUCCAUGCAGCUCGGUCCUUUUCGAGCAGUACUUCGCUACUUGUACACUGGCCAGCUAGACGAGAAUGAAAAAGAGCUAAUGCACAUUGCACACAUUGCUGAGCUGCUGGAGGUGUUUGACCUGCGGAUGAUGGUGGCAAACAUACUCAAUAAUGAAGCCUUCAUGAACCAAGAAAUCACCAAAGCCUUCCAUGUACGGCGAACAAACAGAGUCAAAGAGUGCUUGGCCAAAGGCACUUUUUCAGAUGUAAUAUUCAAGCUAGAUGAUGGGACGAUCAUGGCCCACAAGCCUUUACUCAUCUCUAGCUGUGACUGGAUGGCAGCUAUGUUUGGCGGGCCUUUUGUGGAGAGCUGCACCAAAGAGGUCCUCUUUCCCAACACAACUCGCAGCUGUAUGAGGGCCGUGCUAGAAUAUCUGUACACGGGGCGCUUUUGUUCUCGGCCGGACCUGGAUGCAAUGGAGCUCAUUGUUCUUGCCAAUCGACUUUGCCUCCCCCACCUGGUUGCACUUACAGAACUCUACACAGUAACAGUGCUCACGGAGGCAGCGAUGAUGGGGGCUGACAUUGAUGGAGAUGUGCUGGUGUACUUGGAUAUGGCCCAGUUCCAUGGUGCCCAGCAGCUAACUGGUUGGUGUCUUCACCACAUCUGUACCAACUACAACAGCAUCUGCCGCAAGUUCCCCCGAGAUAUGAAGGCCAAAUCUGCAGAGAACCAAGAGUACUUUGAGAAACAUCGCUGGCCACCAGUGUGGUACCUGAAAGAAGACGACCACUACCAAAGAGCACGCAAGGAGCGUGACAAGGAAGACUACCUGUACCAGAGGCGGCAAUGUAAACGCAAGUGGCUCUUCUGGAACCUCCCUUCCUCUCCUAACUCGAACUCUCCAUCUUCUGGCUCAUCUGCUGUCAUCUGAUCGAGUGGUAAGGACAGGUCCGCUCUGCAAUGCGUCAGUGGGGGGGACGCAAGCUGAAAAAGAUACAGUUGAAAAUAAGCACUGCUGGCUAGAUAUGCCCCAAUUAUUCAGGCACACAGUUACUCCUACUGUUUGCUUACCUCUGUAGUCAAACAACACUCCAGGUUUGCAAGCUCGGCUCAGUCUGGCGGUCAAAGUUAUGACUUUUGUUUCUUAGAUUUUUAGCUUGUUAUACAUGAGACUCAAAUCUCAGUGAUAUGAACCUUACUGACAAAUGGCACAGUAUAACUGGCGCAAAUAUCAGCUCAUAUGGAUUGUUGUGUGUUCCAUCACCUGAGUUUUAAGUGUUUAAAAAAAAAUAGGACUCUGCUGGCACAGAACUUUUCACCCGUGAUCACAGUUGUCAUCAGUUGACUUGAACUGAUAACCAAGUGCUGCUUAUCAGCUGCAACAACCAGCAAUUCAACACAGAACUUAAUUCUCAGAGAUUUAACACUUUGCCCUUAAGUGUUUUUACAAUCUACCAAACUAUGUGUACAGUAUGAGCUCAUCAGCAGGAUGUAACAAUAGCAUGAUGGCCUGCCUGGAAACAGUUACUGCAGUCGUUCAUUCCAAUCAUGCCUGUUACGAUCAUGUAUGCAUAAAUGAUAAAAUACUGGUAACUUCUGCUCAUGUAUAUUUUUGUACAGUCAUUCUGUUUUUGAAUGUUUGUGUACCGCUUGCAUAGCUGAAAGCGACGCAAGUCUGGACACGAUCAACUUGCGAUUUGUGGCCUCUUGUCUCAAAAGGGCUGUCAUUUACAUGAAUCGAUUCAGUGUCCUGCGACACAAGAGAUCCCAACUCAAAGAAAGAAUCUGUCUUUUCUGUAAAAUGCCAGCAAACACAAACCAGAUCACCAAUAUUUACGACAUGUUGCUUGAUGAGGAUUUUUAGCACAUUUCCUGAAUCAGUCCUACACUGAAUAGUUCCGUCAUCUUCCCAGAAAGUAACACAUCUGAAUCAAUGGCAGCAUUUCUAGAGCUGAAGAGACCACAUGGACAUCACCAUCCCUCUGUGACAGUUAUGUGCAUCUUUCUCUGGUGGUGAUUUGGCCUUUAGAGAUUUAUCUUAAUCGAUUAGAGGUUGCAGCUGGAUAUUUGAGACUUGCACAUACAGGAGGCCUCCUCAUCAGCCGUGUGUGAAGUCAUCCAUACUCUUCUUGGUUUUGUUUCUUUUUUUUUUUUUGAAAAAAGGAACUGGGGAGACUACAUGGCUAAGAUGUUCAAAAUGUUUCCAAAACAGUUGCAAAGAGGUUUCAAUCAAAUCAUUUUUCUUGAUUUGCUUUUGCACGCCUCACAGUAUAUGUUCAAAACUGUCAUCUACUGUUGAACUUGAUUGUCGGAGGGGCUGCAGCAUUUGGAUUAGCAGUCACAGUGCUCAGUGAAGAUGGGUACUAUUGUAAAUUGUAUAAAUUAUCACUAUAAUGUGCUGUUACCUAAUAUUGUGCACUGCAGGCAGUGAGCAGAAUCAUACAGUAUUACUGAGUAAUACAUACACUGAAUACAGACUAGACUUCUCUGACUUGCAUUUAGUUACUGUGCAGCUAAAAACAGUUGUUUAAUACUCAUUGUGCUUACCUCCAUUAUAUAUCUUAGUAUACAUACAAUUUACAGGCAGUUCAAGUAUACAGUUUACUACUAGUAAAAUAGGAUUACAGUGCAUAGUAAAGUAGACAUGUUGCAUUAUAAAGAUCUAUAGUCAUAAAACAUGCUAAUGCUAUAAAAAAAAAUCUAUUCCAGUUGCAGCAUUUGCUUUUAAAGCUUGCUUUAAUCCAUUAUGAUGAUUCUUUUCAACAGCAUUUUCAAAUAGACUUAAUUAGAGCACAGCAAAGAGUUUAAAAUGAUUAAGUGGUAUGAAUCAGUUCAGUGACAAAAGCUAAAUUCAUUGCUUGUAUUAAUUCCUGGAACAAUAACUACACUGCAUGAACACCGCCCGCCAAAAUAGAUGACGUUCAUUUGCAGUCAUUUAAAAUGUAAGAUAUAUUAGUGGUGGUUCUGGUGUUCUGUUGCUAAGCAAAAUUAGGAAGUUUCAUUUUGCGGUAUUUUAAUCAGCAGCAUAAAUGAUCAGACAGGCGAAGACACCAGUUUUAUCCUCAUUAUGAAUGUUUUAAAGUACUCGACUAUUUGAGCAAUAGAUACUGUGUAGUUCACACAAAGUAUAGUUUCGUGUAUUUUAGCAGCAGGGGUGUCUAUAUUGCUAUAGCUUGCCUUGAUAGUACGACUGAUAAGGUUCAUAAACAUGAUUUCCAUUCCUCGGUGCAUUGCAUUUCUCAGCAAAUCUGCUGUUUUGCAUCAAGAACACCUCAUGCCUUAAUGUACAGUGUACUGUAGUGUGUGCUGUUGAAUGUCAAGUUGUGUUACAGUGGUCACUAGUUUGUUUGCUAUAUCUUAAGCUACCAUGGUGCUCUCUAGGCUGUGUUUGUAUCUGUAAAUGUACAUAAUCCAUCAUUUGGAUGUAAAGCCGUCAGUUGGUGUGUGAUUCAAGGAGUCCAGUGAAUGUGCGUUAGUUUGAACACUGCUGAAGGAUUAGGACUUUUUUUUUUUAAGCUGAAAGACAAGACUAAUUAAAUACUCUGACCAUUAAGGCCACAUUAGACUAAUGACAAACCAUCAAAUUUGUGACAUUAAUCAUGAAAUGAAUGCAGGGAUUUCAAUUUUUUUUUUAAAGUUUCUUUAUGUGCUCCAAUGAGCUCCAAUUUCUGAGACUGAAUAAUGACAAAAUGCAAAGACAGUGUGGACACUGGAAGCUAGACGGUAACUCAAAAUGUAAAUAUAUAUAUUUGAUGACUUCUGCAAGUCGAUCUCGGCAUAGCAAUUGAUACAAGCUAUUGCAUAGGUUAACGUACAUACUGUUUUGUACUAUGCAUACUGAAAUGUCUGACUUUGAAACUACGAACUUGCACUGCUUUGUAGCACCGGGCUCUAUUCAAAUUGCAUUAAGGGGUAUUGCAACAUCAUUACAUAAGUAGACAACAUCAGGUUAAAAAAGGAAAAAAAAAAAAAUAAAUAAAAAUUAGUUAUUACUGGGCACCUUUUCCAUUUGUUUGGGUGCUAAUAUCACAGCUGCAGAGAAGCACAAACCAAAGGGAGCUUUAGCAGCACCAGGAAUAUAUAUUAUAUGCUGCACAAUCACUACUGCAUAGUUUAAGAGGCCUUGAUCAGAAAUGGUUGAAAAUUAAAUGGGAAAAAAAAAGAGAAAAGAAAAAAACUUGAAUGUUUUCUCAGUGUUCAAAGCCUGGAUGACACUUUGUUUAGUCACCAGGUUUGUUGUUGUUGUUUGUUUUCCCUUUUUGUUCUCAAGAGCUGUUUUUAUUGUUUGGGAGCUGUAAUUAUGAAA